AUGGAGAAAGAUUUGCGCCAGUAUUUCAAGGGGCUCAAACGGGAAAUGGCUAUUGCAGCAGCGCGAGGAGAAGCUCGUGCAAAAAGUGGCAAGGAUCCACUUUCUUUUGAGCUAUAUAUUUUUUUCUGUGAGCAGCUCCUCCAACAAACAUCAAAGGACAUGCUAUUUGCGAGGGCGUACAUGGUAAUUUCUUGGAAUCUCAUGUGUAGAUCUGCAAACGCUUUUGGCAUUCGCCACGGCCACAUGGAGUGGAGUGGAGAUGACCUGUGUGUGUACUUUGCACACCAGAAAAACGACCGAGAAGGCCGUAGACCUCGUGACCCAAGACACAUCCACGUCAAUCCGUUACGACCAGCUAUCUGUCCCGUGCUAGCUUUGGCAAUAUUUUGGGCUACCUCGUCAUUCGAUGGCUCUGAUCGCUUAUUUCCUGGUAGUAACCAGUGUGAGAGGUUUCGUAAAUGUUGA
Phytophthora nicotianae INRA-310 is the source of this 465-nucleotide messenger RNA. RefSeq lists its product as hypothetical. The record is from RefSeq and is a predicted model, not a curated record. The coding region runs from base 1 to 465 and encodes 154 amino acids. The transcript has a single exon. Lineage: Eukaryota; Oomycota; Peronosporomycetes; Peronosporales; Peronosporaceae.